Aplysia californica (California sea hare) is the source of this 2783-nucleotide messenger RNA. Its product is annotated as protein phosphatase 1 regulatory subunit 7. NCBI's taxonomy places the organism in Eukaryota, Metazoa, Mollusca, Gastropoda, Aplysiida, Aplysiidae. The transcript has 15 exons. Gene Ontology annotation, molecular function: protein binding. The coding region runs from base 332 to 1939 and encodes 535 amino acids. The record is from RefSeq and is a predicted model, not a curated record.
GAGAGAGAGAGAGAGAGAGAGAGAGAGAGAGAGAGAGAGAGAGAUGUGUUGACGGUAAGACGGUAUUAAUUUUAUAGGACACCAAUUUGUCAAGAAAGCGGUUUUUUGUUUUUGUUAUCGGCAAUAACGAAAUUUAUUUUUCAUCUUUUUAACUUUUGCAAGACUUCAGAGGAGAAAAUAAGAAGAGGGGAGACAACUCCUUCGACUAGGUGACAAGAUUACUAGAAUUAUAUCCCUUGCAAAAAUGCAAGAUGGCUGCCUAACAGCAGUGUAAACAAUCAUGGACGUUAUGUUCUAGUACAAAGGAACGACUGCAUACUUCAUCGACAUUAUGAAUGCAAAAUACAAGAUGUCUGGUACAGUACCACAAAGUCUUGGACGGCCUGUUGGAGUUCUUCCUCUUGGUCCAAGACCAGCAAUACCACCGGGGCAAAAGAAAAGCAAAAGCUAUGAAAGAAGACAAGUCAAGAGAACUCCUUCAACUGGGUCGAUAACAUCUUUGAACAGUGUUCGGUCGGUGCAAUCUGAUGUGAGCACAAGUUACAGCAAAAGAAGUUCAAAAGGAAAACCAGACAGCAGAGAAUGCGAAAUGCCACAGAGUUUAAGUGAUGAUGAAGGUCAAGAUGUCAGGUUCAUCGACUGUGACAGUGCUCGACCAGUUUCAAACCAGAGCAGAAAGAGCAGUGCCAGAAAAGAGAGAAAAACUUUCACAACUCAAGAAAUUAUGGAUUUUUGUCAAGAGACUGAUCCUUACAAAGUCUAUGAAGUGGAUCUUCAUGGUACAGACUUGACUCACAUUCCAGAUCUAGAAAAGUUCAGAAAACUCAGACUACUGGAUGCUUCAGGCAACCAUAUCAAAAAGAUUAUGGGUUUAGAGCUGAACAAGGAGCUGAGAGAUAUUAAACUAUAUGACAACGAAAUUUCCAUCAUCGACGGUUUGGAGAACUUGAAAGAUUUAUGCAAUCUUCAACUCCAGCACAACAAGAUCAGUGUCAUUGGAAGAGGAUUGGGCAAUCUGAAGAAGCUGCAAAGUCUUCGCCUUGACAGCAACAAGAUUUCAAAAAUUGAAACCCCAGAACUUCUGAGCUGUUCUGCCAUAACUGUCUUGGACCUGAGCAAUAACAAGCUGGAAACUCUUGCACCUCUUAGUUAUCUACCUAACUUGGAAGAACUGUAUGCAUCUGGAAACUUGAUCGGCAAGAUUGGAGAUCUGUCUAAAUGCAAGAAAUUGCAAGAGGUCGACUUGUCAAGGAACAGACUGUUUGAUCUUUUAGGUAUCGCAAACUUGCCAAAUUUAAAAAUUCUUGAUGCUUCUCAAAAUCAACUGACCUGCUUGAAAAGUGUUGGGAAAUUGAGGUCCCUGGAGGAGCUCAAUAUCAAUGCUAAUCGGGUGUCAUCUCUCUCAUCCUUUGCCAAUGUCUUUCCCAAGCUUCAAAUUCUAUUUGCCUGUGAUAACAUGAUUUCCAGCUGGGAUGAAAUAUGCUCCCUGUCAGACUUGGCAGAACUGGUGGAGCUCUUUGUCUCUGCGAAUCCAUUUACUAUGGAAGAUGGAGAAAUGCCUACAUAUCAUCUUCAUGUGACAAUGGCUUUACCUAAUUUGGAAGUCAUUGAUGGAGCUCAGAUCAAGAGGCCGACAGGCAGGGCAGGUGCAGCUCCUGUCAUGAGACCAAUGUCUGCCUCCAGUAUUAUCAGUGUGCGACAGGUUGACUCACAGCUGAAGUCUGCAAAUGCUGAACAAGAAACCUUACAGAAAAGUAUUUCGGACAGAUUUGACUCACUCCGCAGUCUGUUCAACAGUCUCCCAUCAGAAGCCCCACAGCCCCCUACAGAUAGCCCCACAUCAAUGUUAUCCAGUCGCUGUAGCAGCCGCCUUCGCAUUAAAGAAGCUCAACAGUUUGCAGCAGCAAAUUUUGACAUCAGCGGAGAUGACGACUUGUGAAGCAAAUAAUAUGACACAGAGGGAAAACAAGGACAGCUGGAAAAAAAAAUAUUGCCAACACAUGUAAACUGAAAUCUUCAGAUUCACCACGCUUUUAAUUGUAAAUAAUUAUGUUCUAAAUUAUUCCAUUCACAACAUUCUCAUGUUUGUCGAGAUGUUUGUUGUUCUGAGUUCUUAAGUAUUUCUUUCAUUUCAGUCUAUUUUGUAAUGUUACAAAUGCUUAUCCACCACAUUGGUGUCCAUACCAAACACACUUGUGUGUCCAUUGAUACUAUAUUACACACCUUUCUGAAUAAAAAUAUGACAAAAUUAUAUUAUUAUUAUUUCAGGGAAGCAAAUCCUAAGCCAUGUUCUUUGUGUCAUUCAUUCCCCAAUGAUAGGCCCACUUACAAUCAUUGUACAUUUCCUCCUUGCCAAGUAAUUGAAUGUUUUUAAAAGUGUGUUCCUAUUAGUCUUGUGAUCUAUUCUUCUGCUUGGAAGGUUUGUUUAUCAAUGCUAUAUCAUGUUAGUGUGAUAGUGUGUGGACCAGAGGUCCGGCUAGCAAAUUUUGAUAGAGAGUAGUUUUUCACUGAAAGGUCAAGUGCACAAACGUUCUACGAGUAGGUCAGUUCAACCAUUUCCAUGCCCCUGUAGAGAAGCUGAUCAAACAGCUGAGAAUGUCAUUCAGAACUGCUGAAAACAUCAACUGAGGGAAGAGGUUUGGCAUACUCCUGUGUUUCUCCAAGAGAAAUUGUGUGAAGUGGAAGAUGUGUUAGGGAAGACUGCCAAAUUUGUAGUUGGAGCUAGUCACAAAAUCACAUGAACAGAUGAGACAGGAAUGGGUGAUACUAUACUGUAGAGCAAA